Messenger RNA from Microdochium trichocladiopsis, 2097 nucleotides. RefSeq lists its product as uncharacterized. Bases 226 to 1968 code for a protein of 580 amino acids. Gene Ontology annotation, cellular component: membrane. Gene Ontology annotation, molecular function: carbohydrate:proton symporter activity. The record is from RefSeq and is a predicted model, not a curated record. Lineage: Eukaryota; Fungi; Ascomycota; Sordariomycetes; Xylariales; Microdochiaceae. The transcript has a single exon. Gene Ontology annotation, biological process: transmembrane transport; carbohydrate transport.
GUAGAAUGAUAGCGAUAGGGCAGUUUUAGGGCUGCAUGUAAGAUGCAGAUCCCUGAAGGUACACGCCGCAAAUGAGGCCAAAUGCUUAUUCCCGACUGCCUGGAACCAGUAUAAAGACAGUUAUAGCCGUCGCAUUCCUUUACAUGCCUCGACCUGAGCGUCUCCCAGCGGAGAUGCUCAUCAACGUUACGCCCACUAUUAGACAACUCAUCAUCAUUGUGAAUCAUGCCGCGCAACACGCGGAGACACUCCCGCUACAUCCCCUUGGAGGAUCCUCCAGAGAGCCUGGACAAUCUUCAGCCAGCGCAGCCAGGCAUCGAGGCGCGAUAUGAGCCAUUCCAACAAGCCGGUGCACAGGAUUUCCAGCGUGCUCCGGACAGUUCUUACGAUACUGCCAACGAGUAUGGUGGAGCAGGCGAGCUGCACGACUUGCCAGAGACUACGCAAUACGCCCAACCGAAAGUUGAAAUCAGCGAUGCCAACGACAAACUCCCGUUGUGGAAAGCUGUGAAAAAGUACCCCCGGGUUGUGGCAUACUGCUUCGCGGUCACGACAUCAAUCCUUGGCUGGGGCUAUGCAUCUGUCCUCAUUAGCUCGGUCAACAACGUCGACGAAUUCCUGCAUCACUUCGGGGAAGAGAUGGACGGAGAGUGGCAGAUACCCGGGAUGUGGCAGUCGGUGUGGAUGUCAUUUGAUGCCGUCGGCGGUGCCCUGGGGUCUGCAGCAGGAGGCUGGAUCCAGGAUCGCCUUGGCCGUAAGCGGAGCAUGAUUAUCGGAGGAGUGUGGUCGGCGGUCGGCGUUGUCAUAGUAUUUGCGUCAGACACGCCCGCGAGUGUGAACGGUCGCCGAGGAAUGUUCCUUGUGGGCAGGAUGUUGGAAGGAUUCGCAGUCGGCAUCAUGAAGACAACUGCCAUGGCAUAUGUCUCGGAGAAUGCGCCCACUGCUCUUCGGGGAUCGGCCAUGGCGCUCUUCCCGACGUUCACUCUGGUUGGCCAGGUCCUCGGCACGGCUGUCAUCAUGGGGGUACGGGCCAUCAAUCUUGACAACAACUAUCGCAUCGCCUUCUCCACUGAGUGGCUCUUCUCGAUCCUGGCUGUCGUCCUGGGCAUUUUCUUACCCGAGAGUCCAUCGCAUCUGGUGCGGAAGAACCAGACCAGGAAAGCACUCGAAUCGGCCCGGAAGCUGUACGCACCUCACGUCUCGCCUGAAAAGGAGCUUGAUCGCAUCGUCGCCAGUGUGCGCAAGGAAGCAGAGAAGGCAUACAAGCCGGGAUACCUUGAAUGCUUCCGAGGGGUGAAUGGCCGCCGCACUUGGAUCAUAGUCUUCACAAACGUGCUCCCCGCGCUGUUUGGUCUCGAUUUGUUGUCGCAAGCGAGCUAUUUCCUCUUGACGAUUGGCAUGCCCAGCCAGAUGGGGCUCCUGUUCCAGCUGCUGGGAAUCGCGCUCGCAAUCGUGGCCAAUGCUGCAAGCGUUUGGCUGCUGAGCCGGAUCGGACGGCGGACAGCGACCAUUCCCUCGCUGGCGGCUGCGACGCUCCUGUGGACAGCAAUGGGUGUCGCGGGCUUCUUUUCGGGGACGGGGAUGCAGUACGUGACUGCAGUGUCGAUGAUCGCCGUCAUCCUGGUGUGCGGGCUCGGGGCGUGGCCAGCCGGGUUUGCCAUCAUGGGCGAGACGAGCGCGCUGAGCCUGCGUGCCAAGAGCCAGGCAAUCGGCGGCAUCUCGUCACACCUGACGUCCAUCGUGGUCAACUUUGUGCUACCACUGCUCUACAGCCGGGAUGGGGCGAACCUCGGGUCAAAGACCGGCUUUGUCUACACGGCCCUGUGCGCCGUCGCCGUAGUCACGUCGUGGCUUUUCAUCCCAGAGAUGAAGGGGCGGAGUGCCCUCGAGAUUGACCACAUGUUUGCAAUCGGGCUCCCCGCGCGGAGCUUCAAGGCAUGGAGGGGUGAUGUUGCCUUGCCAGUGUAGAGAGAUGCGUGUGUCAUGCCUGCGAGGGGCCAAUAAAAUAGGUGUCGCUUGAUACGGUUCAAGAAACCAAUUUGAUGUGGCUUGCUACAUUUUUUCAAGAAUGAAAAGAAAAUUAGACCCCGAGCGCGG